Komagataella phaffii GS115 is the source of this 648-nucleotide messenger RNA. RefSeq lists its product as hypothetical. The record is from RefSeq and is a predicted model, not a curated record. The transcript has a single exon. Bases 1 to 648 code for a protein of 215 amino acids. Lineage: Eukaryota; Fungi; Ascomycota; Pichiomycetes; Pichiales; Pichiaceae.
AUGAAUGUUAUGGAACAGGAAACUUUCAACAAAAUCCAAACAGUUUAUCUGAGCCAUAAGAAAGGGUAUACCCCAGAAUUGAAAGCGAAGUUUCAAGAAUUAAAAAACCCAAAGAAUUUAGCUGCAUGCACGUCGCUUUCAAAUUUGGUACACCAUAUUCAAUUGCAUCAAGAUACGAUAGUCAAGGUGGUUGAUUUGGUACUAGAAAAUAGACCCAUACCUGAGUUUUUUGACUUGUGUAGUAGCAAAGUAAAUGCUGAGCGCUUUCUUCGGAAGAACAUCCUGCUAAAUGGCGUAAAACGAGACCGUUUGCGGAAGCUCUUAAAGAAGCAAAAAGAGUUUGAAAAACUGUGCUACCGGGAUAGAACUCUCUACCAUUCUGACUUAAGGACGAAGUUGGAGAGCGAUGAAAAGCAAAUCUACUUCAAGCUACGUAAAUUUGAUAUUGAAAUCCACAAGAGACAGUGUAAGUUUUCGCAAGAAAUUGAAGUUGAGUUAUCACGAUUACAAGUACCCUUUUUCGUUGAACAGAAUGACACUUCACAGGAAGAUUCAACUUCUGGAAAGAGCUAUAUUCUUGACCUCAUAGUAGACCACAUAGAGGGAGAGGGGAUAAGCUCAAGUGACACGAGCCAAAACACUACUUAG